Molecule: messenger RNA, 5151 nt
Organism: Capra hircus (goat)
Lineage: Eukaryota; Metazoa; Chordata; Mammalia; Artiodactyla; Bovidae
Product: zinc finger protein 2 homolog
Exons: 12
Coding region: 1425-3008 (527 amino acids)
Biological process (GO): regulation of transcription by RNA polymerase II
Molecular function (GO): RNA polymerase II cis-regulatory region sequence-specific DNA binding; DNA-binding transcription factor activity
Source: RefSeq, a predicted model, not a curated record
CCGAAGCUUUGUGGGAAAUGUAGUCCGACUUCCCGGGGUGGCGGUGCCGCGAGGGGCGUCAUCGGUCCGCAGGCGGCCUCGGCUCCUUCUGGGAGAGGCUCCAUCUUCUCUGGAUCCUGCCCAUCCCCUGGGAAGGACACCACAGGAAGGAAGGAGAAGGCAAUGGCUGCUGGGCCUCUACUUUGGGGAGUUCAGGUUGUCCUUUGGGUUAAAUGAGCUGAGGCAUAUGAAUCUCCUCUUGGUACAAAACUGAGUACAAGCUCGAAAAUGUUUAAAGAAGCCAAUCAUAUCUUCCCAUGGUAGCCAAGGGUCACAUCGCCCUCCUGUCAGUACAAAGCCUGCCGCCCACAGCCCAUGCUGGCUCACUGUUUCUGAGUAUGACCACCAAAUGGUCUUGCCUGGUGUGAAGUGUCCUCCCCCAGGUUGUGAGAUUAUGUGACUAAUAACUGCUGUCAUUCUCUUCUGUCCAGUGCUGUGUGUCAUGUAUUUGGUCAUCUUGUGCUAUUUAGGGUGGGGAAUCCAUCCUUUCAUCAGUGGGGUAAAAAGGUACAACCAGAAUACCAUCUACUCUUCUCCACUGCUAAUCUAGAGCAGCCUUCAAUAUCUUUCCCUAUUUUUCCUUAUGUCUGUCCCUGAUUGUUUCAUAAUAAUGUCUGUUUUUGUUGCAGAUGUUCAGUUUCUUUUGGAAGGUAACAUUUUCUCUCACAGAUCUCUUCUUUAUCCUAUCCUGUCUAAUGCUGCUUGUUUUUUGUUAUUUUUGUUUUACUUCCCUCAGAGGUGUUAUUGGCAUAAUUCUUUUUUAAGCAGGAAUUUAUAGUUUCAGGAUUCAAGGAUGUGUCUGUGGACUUCACCUGGGAGGAGCAGGUCCAUCUAGAUUCUCCUCAGAGGAACCUGUAUGGGAAAGUGAUGCUCAGAAACUAUAGGAACCUGGUUUCACUGGGACAUCAGCUUUCCAAACCAAAUGUGAUUUCUCAGCUGGGUUGAGAACUGAAGCUGAUGACAAAAGAACAUUCUGGGUGCAUCUUCCCAGGGUAAACAGUCUUUUCACUAUGUCACACUACUGUGUUUUAUGAAGAUUUAAUAUCAGAAUUAUAGCCAGCCUGCAGAAGAGAAGAAACUGCUGACUGGAAGACCAAGACUUGAAACAAAAGAGUCAACUACGAAGCCCAAGUUACUGAAGAUUUAUCUUAUGGGGUCACCCAAACCGGGUCCCAGAGAAGGAGAGGCCUGAGGCUAGAGAACAGCAUAGCCCCAGAGACGUCUCGACAGUGAAGAUGCAGCCUUCUUAGCUUCUGUUUUGAGGAGAAAGAAGACGACCUUCCUUCCCUACUUCCUCUGCUCCCCUCCAGGAUUAGUAGAAGGUGUUUCCAGCCUGAGGAUUUCUACUCUGCUUGUCUCUAAAAAGGCUCAUCAGAGAAGCAGGAAUGGCAGUCAGGUGCCUGCCCACCAUGGUCCAGGAAUCAGUGACCUUCAAGGAUGUGGCCGUGCUUUUCACCCAGGAUGAGUGGGCGCAGCUGAGUCCUGCCCAGAGGGCCCUGUACAGGGAUGUCAUGCUCGAGAACUACAGCAACCUGGUGUCCCUGGGACUCUUAGGACCCAAACCAGAUAUGUUCUCCCAGUUGGGAAAAGGGGAAGAGUGGAUGCCAGAGGACUCCUUGGGAGGCUUCUGUCUUGACUGGGUGAUUACACCUAUGAAUAAGAAAUCUAUUCUCAAGACAGAUAUUCCUGAAGGAGAAUUGGGUCAGUGGAUGAUAAAGGAAAGAUUCACUAGAGAUAGUUGCUGGAAAUAUGAUAGCCUGUUGGAAUGGCAGCAUGGAGGCCAGGAGAUAAACUUGAAGCAAGUGGUGCUUGCUCAUGAGAAAACUUCAUCUGUGGUUGGUGACCAGAAAUGUGAUGAAUCUGGAAAACAUGGCACCAUGAACUCAUCUUUUGUUCAGAGUCAGGGAUUUCAGUCUAGCAAAAAAGCCUUUGAAUGUAUCGAGUGUGGAAAAGUCUUCACUAAGAGUUCAACCCUCAAUAAACAUCAGAAGAUUCAUAGUGAAAAACUUAAUGCAAAUCAGAAAAUUGUUAUUAAAGAGAAGCGAUAUGAAUGUAGAGAAUGUGGGAAGGCCUUUCACCAGAGCACACACCUCAUCCAUCACCAAAGAAUUCACACUGGUGAGAAGCCAUAUGAAUGUAAGGAAUGUGGCAAGGCCUUCUCAGUGAGCUCCUCACUUACUUAUCAUCAGAAAAUUCAUACUGGAGAGAAACCUUUUGAAUGCAACUUAUGUGGAAAAGCUUUUAUCCGAAACAUACACCUUGCCCACCAUCACAGAAUACAUACUGGAGAGAAACCUUUUAAAUGUAAUAUAUGUGACAAAGCCUUUGUGUGUAGGGCACAUCUUACCAAACACCAGAAUAUUCAUAGUGGAGAGAAACCCUAUAAAUGUAAUGAAUGUGGGAAAGCCUUCAAUCAGAGUACAAGUUUUCUUCAGCAUCAGAGAAUUCACACUGGAGAGAAGCCUUUUGAAUGUAAUGAAUGUGGAAAGGCCUUCAGGGUGAACUCUUCCCUUACUGAACAUCAAAGGAUUCAUACCGGAGAGAAACCUUAUAAAUGUAAUGAAUGUGGGAAAGCGUUCAGGGAUAAUUCAUCCUUUGCCCGACAUCGGAAAAUUCAUACUGGGGAGAAACCUUACAGAUGUGGUUUGUGUGAGAAAGCCUUCAGGGACCAAUCAGCCCUAGCCCAACAUCAGAGAAUUCAUACAGGGGAGAAGCCUUAUACAUGUAAUAUAUGUGAGAAAGCCUUCAGCGACCAUUCAGCCCUCACUCAGCAUAAGAGAAUUCAUACCAGAGAAAAACCUUACAAAUGUAAAAUCUGUGGGAAAGCCUUUAUCCGAAGUACACACCUGACUCAACAUCAGAGGAUUCACACAGGAGAGAAACCCUAUAAAUGUAAUAAAUGUGGGAAAGCUUUUAACCAGACUGCAAACCUCAUUCAGCAUCAGAGACAUCAUAUAGGAGAAAAGUGACAUGGAAGAGCCUUGAGACUGAGUGCAUUAAUUAUUGAAUGCAGGAGAAUAACCGUGAAAGCUUACUUGAAGAUAGUCAUUUUGUUUUUACUGAGAAUCAAGGUUCACACUAGUAUGGGUUUUGAGACCUUAAGAAUGGCAAACACUCUUCAUACUUCAGGAAGUAUCUUGGUUGAAUAGCAGUGAUAUUUAAUUAGUCUGAAUUACCAAGUAUCAGAACCAGAAUGGACCUUCAUUAACAACAGAAUAAUUUCUAUGGUGAACUAAUGUUCACCAUUAAGAGAAAUUAUAAAAUUGUAAAAAUUAAGGUUGAGAAGCAAAGGAACAAAAAAGAAAAUGGUCUAUAAGCAUUUUACUUUACUUGUAGGAGGCUUUCUACCUUGAAUGGAACCCUUUGUUUUCUUCACCCCCUACAGCUGACACCAGUGUAAAGAAAGUGCAGUUAUCUAUGCAUUGGCCCAGGAGUUAAAUUAUGCUUCCUGCCUUCUGCUUCAAACCACCUUUUGUCAGACUUCCCUGGUUCAUAUGUCCACUAGCUUCUUACUUGUAUUCUUCUCCUGGGAUAAUUCAUUUGAACAGUGUGUCCUUAUUUGAUUUAGCAACUCCUAAUUGGUAGCAUCACAUCAAUUACUACCACCCAGUUUGCUCUUGAGGACUGGUGACUUGACCUCAUACACAGCUCUCAUGAUUCUGGAUAUUGCGCUAAACCCAGCUUUCAGAACAUGGGACCCCUGUCUGGAAGGCAGAGGCUGAUCUAAAUUCCUGAGUUACCCAGUUCCUCUGGGCUUCAGCUUGACUCUCACUCUUGGAUAAUCCCUAAAUUAGGGACACAUUCUGUGCAGACAUUUUCUUCCAAUUGUUCUGCAUUGUAGUACUCUACACAUGGCAGUCAGGGGCAUGCUCAACUUUGGGUGUGAUGAUUCUAAAACCUAGAGGUGUUCUGGGCCAACUCUGCUUCUGUGACUUGCCAUUUCAUGAUGUGCAACUGCUGAGGUUAGAGUUUCAGGCGGGUUGUCAGAGUGCUCUUAACCACCCUUUCCUUUGGCUGGGCAGUCCUCUGUAUCCGCUGCAUUAGAGUGUAUUUGUUGCUCCCAGAAUAUUGAACUGCUGGAUCCUGGUCCUUGCCUUCCUGUUGUCCACUUUUCUGAAGGUAUCAACUCUGUGUUCACAGAAGAUGGAGAGAGCUUUGAAUUUCUGAUUUUGCACUUAAAAGUUGCCAUUUCCUCUCCGCCACCUGGGUAUUCUACCAUGUAAAGAUUAGCCCAUUCUGACAGUACUGAGCAGCGUGCUGAGUAAUUCCAUGGAGUGAUCAGCAGCACUGUGACAUUCUCUGGCAGGGGCCGCUCCCAGAAGUCGGAGUGAUACUCUAGCCCUGCAGGUACAGUUCCCUCACUAUCUUUAAUUCUUCAGUGCUGUCAGUAGAAAUCACAGAUAGAAUAACAUCCAUGUGCCUUCAAACUCAGCCCCUCAUGGCAUCUCCCCUUCCCCAUCACAAAGAAUGGGGAGCCCACACUAUUGCAGGCUGGAGCAUGCUACAAGGCAUGAAGGUGGAAGAGCAUGUCAGCUGUCAUCUGGGAAGCUGUGUGGCAGGUUCCUGGUCUGUGAAAGUGCUCUCCAUCAAGUUGGGUGACCUGCCAGCCCCCAUGAAAGCUGUACCUUAGCUCCAAGUUACAGGAGAGGAUAUUCUUUGUGAUGGUGGAGUCAGGACUUCAGGUUGAACAUAGACUUGGAAGCUUCCAGUAGCUUUAAAGCCCCAAAUUCUCUAAAUUCAGCCACCACCUAAUAAAGGCCACCUACGUGAGUUGCUAUCUCCUGUUAGGUGAUCAACAACUCAUCCUUUCUCCCCGGGUGAGCUGCAGGUGGAGCAGAAUUUCAAGAGGUUGCGUGGAAUCCACCGUGCCCUGGGCCCAUACAUGUUCAUCUGUAGCUUCUCAUGGCUGGCAAGCCCCAGAUCCAACAAUAAACUUGGAAAACUGCUCACUGCUGCAGAGAUCUGCUUUCAGUCCUAUCCCUGUGUCCCGCUGGUCCUGUUACCUCCUUACCUUGAAUCCCUCACAAGAAACACAUUUCUCAGCUGAGUUCUUCCUUUUGCUUUUUUCUUUUUUACUUUAUUUUACUUUACAAUACUGUAUUGGUUUUGCCA